This is a messenger RNA of Diuraphis noxia (Russian wheat aphid), 837 nucleotides long. RefSeq names its product acetylcholine receptor subunit alpha-type acr-16-like. NCBI's taxonomy places the organism in Eukaryota, Metazoa, Arthropoda, Insecta, Hemiptera, Aphididae. Gene Ontology annotation, cellular component: postsynaptic membrane. The record is from RefSeq and is a predicted model, not a curated record. Gene Ontology annotation, biological process: monoatomic ion transmembrane transport. Gene Ontology annotation, molecular function: transmembrane signaling receptor activity; acetylcholine-gated monoatomic cation-selective channel activity.
AUGGGUUCCGCCCCGGCAAUCAAUAAAUAUAAUUAUAUAUUAUUACAAUUAUUUGUAAAACGUAUAUGUUUGCAGGACUUCCAAAGUUCAAUCAUGACCAUCAACGCCUGGGUAUCGAUGACUUGGCAAGAUGAAAAACUUCURUGGAAUGUAUCAGAUUAUGGAGGCACAAAAGUUGUAAACAUGGCUUAUGAUGAAAUAUGGAUGCCCGAUAUUGUGGCCUACAACAGUGCUGACGGACAUCAGGACGAGACUUAUGGGAAGAUUAACUGCGUUGUCCGUUCGGAUGGCAUGGUCCAUUGGAUACCACCAGCCAAGUUCCGAGUUUUUUGCGACGUAGACUUGACCAAUUGGCCGUUCGGAGAGCACACCUGUUCGUUGAGACUCGGCUCAUGGACUUACGAUGGCAAUUCCGUUAGCAUGCAAAUCAAUCAGAAAAUAAAAACUGCCGACAUGAUAAACUUGGAAGAAGGUUGUAAAUGGGAUAUCACAAAGGUGACGCAAAGACGAAGGGUCGAGAGCUACUCUUGCAAUUCCAACGACAUAUACGAGGACAUACACUACAGCAUCACAGUGAAGAGGAAAAUACCAGCGUACCACAGCAUAGUCGUCAUACCAGCUUUAGUCGUCGUGCUCCUGACACUAUCCGUUUUUUGGCUGCCUCCGGAGUCGACAGAGAAAUUCAUGUUGAGCGGCGUCACGCUGGUCAUAGUGUGCAUACUGCUGAUGAUGAUUUCCAGCAAUGUGCCCAUCAUGUGCGAUCGUAUUCCGUUAAUCGUAAUGUUCUAUUCAAACUCACUGGGAAUGGUCACCCUAUCGAUGGUGAUGUUUUUUUGA